AUGAAGUCCUUAAGAGCUUAUAGCCGUGGAUUGAAUGGUAAACGCCCAAAUAAUUAUACCCGGUACUUCUCCAGAACUGCAAAGCUACUCCAGACACAGGAUGUGCAAAGGCAGCUCAAACAAAUAUUCGAUAAUGAGAGUUAUUGGACAAAGAUGAUCACUAGCCCGUCAUCCCCCGGUGCUAGAGUAGCAAAUAUUCCUAAGAUCCCUUCUUCGUCACUGUAUCAGAAUUUGGCUUCGAAACUCAAUAUUUUCCACAAAGAUCAACAAAGACUAGAAACAGGGCUUUUCAGAAAUCCAUAUUUAACGUCCUCCGAAGGCCUUGAAUUCUUCACCACUGAAAUGCUUGCAAAAGCGGAAAAUAUUGUCAACUUAAUUGUCAGUGAUACUAGUGACCAUGGGUUGCGUCAUUGUAUCAAGAAUUUGGAUACUUUAAGUGAUAUGCUUUGUAAGGUCAUUGAUUUGUGUGAAUUUAUUAGAAUUUCCCAUCCGGACUCUCAUUUUUUAGAAAGUGCCCAGAAAUGUCAUGAGAAAAUGUUCAAUUAUAUGAAUGUACUUAACACAAACGUUGAAUUAUUCAAUAUCUUGAACAGUUUAUUAAAUGAUCCGUCAAAAAAGCAUAUUAAGGAAGAAUUGAGUGCGGAGGAGGUUGUUGUGGGUGAAUUGUUGCUAGCAGAUUUCAAGAAAUCAGGGAUCGAUAAGGAUGAUAAAACUAGAGACUUGUUUAUUGAAUUGUCUUCAAGAAUUUCGGUUAUUGGUCAAUAUUUCAACAAUAAUGCCUUCGAUUUGAAGGACAGCAAAUUUGUAUUUAGCAAAGCGGAAUUAAAAAAUUCUGUAUCAGAUGAAAUAAUGGACCAAAUACAAGCCGAACUAGGAAAAUUUUCGUCCAGAGGCACAAGGGUUUCUUUCCUGGUCAAUUCCCAUGUUUCUUUCUUAUUACUCAAAAACUGUUCCAAUGAAUCAAUUAGAAAGCAGAUUUGGGUCGGCCUAAACUCAUCUUCCCAAAAACAGUUACAAUUACUUGAAUUGAUGUUGAAUUAUAGAAAGCUUUUAUCAUUGAAAUUGAAUUAUCAAGAUUUCAAUCAUUAUCAACUUGAAGAUAAGAUGGCUAGAAACUCAAACAACGUUCUAGUAUUUUUAGAUAAUUUGCGGAAAAAGAUUGAACCAUAUUGCGUUGCCGAAUUGAGAAAAUUAGCAGAUUUGAAAAUCAAGGACUAUCAAAAGGACUCAGGACUUAUCAAUUUCAAAGAUUACUCAAAACAAAUCAGUGGCAUUGAAAAUAAAUUAUCAAAGAAGCAGCCGUUCAGUGAUGAUGAUGUGAUAGCCUUUAUUAGACCAUGGGACAGAGAAUAUUUGAUAAAUCAAUUGCUUGUCAAUAAACGUCGCAAAGAACUCCUUCCGGAAACCAAUGCCUCAGUCCCAGCGCUCAACAACACUGACUUUGAAAAUCAACCGAUUUCCAAUUUCUUUUCAUUGGGUACGAUUUUUGCUAAUCUCUCGAAGUUUUUAACUAGUAUUUACGGAGUGAAAUUCAAAUUUGAUAAACCGUUAAGAGGAGAAAUUUGGCACAAGGAUGUCCGGAAACUUCUUGUGGUCAAUGCCAAAGACGAAAAUGACAUAAUUGGGAUAAUUUACCUUGAUUUAUUCGAAAGAUUGGGAAAAUCCUUGAAUCCUGCCCAUUUCACUAUUGUUUGCUCCAGAAAAGUCACCGAUGGAGCUGAAAUUGAAAAUUGUGAAAUUCUUAAUGAACCACGGUCAGAACCAAAAGACGAUAACGUGAAGUAUAUUCAAUGUAUUAGAAAUGCUGAAGGUGAGAUUUAUCAAUUACCUAUCAUCACAUUAGUCUGCAACUUUUCAAAGAGUGUUAAAAGCAUUAAUAACAAAAUCGAAAAUAUAGCAUUGCUUAAACUUGUGGAGGUUGAAACCUUACUUCAUGAAAUUGGACAUUCCCUUCAUUCCAUGUUUGGCAAAACCAACCUUCAUAACGUUAGCGGAACCAGAUGUCUCACUGAUUUCGUUGAAUUGCCUAGUAUUCUUAUGGAAACCUUUAGUAAAGAUGCCAGGGUCUUGAAAUUUCUCAGUGAACACUAUGAAGAUCAAUUCAAAAUCGAUGCCGUUAACAAGCAGUUGGAAGACACCUACAAGGCAAAAUUGAUUAAAUUACAUCAAUCGGAAAAUGAUGUUUUGAGAUAUUGUGAUAUUUACUCACAACUCAAGAUGGCGUACCUUGAUCAACACCUUUACCUUGAAACCCCUAAUCCGGUGCUCUAUAAUCCGGCCACAGGAAUUCAUGAGGAAAUCACUGAAAAAAAUAAUGAUUUAAUCACCCUUGAAAAUUUAGAUGCUUUAGCGGGUCUGAACUUACAAUACUCGGAAACCAUUUAUCAUAACUGUGAGAAAGACUUGAGGAUUUUUGCUGAUCUUGAAAGCAGCUGGUACGGCAAGUUUGGGCAUUUGUUCACCUAUGGGGCGACUUACUAUACCUAUUUGUUUGAUAGGGCCAUUAGUAGUAAGAUUUACAAGGAGUUAUUCUUAGCCGAUCCAUUUAACAAUGUCAAUGGUAAUAUUUUCAAAUCAAGUGUUUUGAGAUGGGGUGGAAGUAGAAACCCUUGGGAGUGUGUGGGAGAAUGUCUCAAUGAUCCUCGUAUUGCUAAAGGGGAUGCGCAGAGUAUGAAAUUAAUUGGGGAAAUUGAUGAUGUGAAAUAA
Molecule: messenger RNA, 2706 nt
Organism: Saccharomycopsis crataegensis
Lineage: Eukaryota; Fungi; Ascomycota; Saccharomycetes; Ascoideales; Saccharomycopsidaceae
Gene: OCT1
Product: metalloendopeptidase
Exons: 1
Coding region: 1-2706 (901 amino acids)
Biological process (GO): peptide metabolic process
Cellular component (GO): mitochondrion
Molecular function (GO): metalloendopeptidase activity
Source: RefSeq, a predicted model, not a curated record